AUGGGUAUAAAAGAUAAUUUAGCCAAAAUUGGUGUUUCUAAAAAAGAAAUUUAUCGUGGUUCAUCAACAAAUUUAGGUUUAACAAUUUCAAAUUCAAGAAUCAUUGAGACAGAUGAAAAGAAUGGUAAAAUAUUAUCAAGAUCAAACUCAAGAGAAACCGCUGAAACUUUUAAACCAGAGACUUUAGAAAGAGGAUUGAAAUCAAGACAUGCUCAAUUAAUAGCAAUAGGUGGUGCUAUUGGGACUGGUUUAUUCGUUGGUUCUUCAUCCACUUUAGUUACUUGUGGUCCUGCUUCAUUGUUCUUGGCUUUUCUUUUACUUGGUUCAGUUGUUUAUUUUGUUACUUCAAUGCUUCUUACAAUGACAGUUUUUUUACCAUUGCCAGGAAAUGGUCCAUUAGCUUUCAUCAACGAUUAUUUAUCCCCUUCCUUUGGGUUUGCAUUGGGACUAAAUUAUUGGUAUGCUUUCUCCAUUUUGAUUGCUUCUGAAGUUACAGUCUCAGCCGUUAUAGUACAAUACUGGACAAAAUCUGUUCCUGUUGCAGUUUGGAUUACAAUUUUCCUUGCAAUUAUCAUGAUUAUGAAUUUUGCACCAGUCAAAUUUUUUGGUGAAAUGGAAUUUUGGUUCGCAUCUAUCAAAUUGAUUGCUUUAACCGGAUUAAUCAUAUUAAGUAUUGUUUUAUUCUUUGGUGGUGGUCCGAAACAACAUGGUGUAACUGGGUUUAGAUAUUGGAAACAUUCACCGUUCCACGAACAUUUAGUAUCUGGAGCUACCGGAAGAUUUUUAGGUUUAUGGACAGCUAUCAUUAAAUCAGGUUUUGCUUAUAUCACCAGUCCUGAAUUACUUUCAACAACUGCAGGUGAGACUGUUGACCCAAGAAGAAAUGGUAUUAAGGCUGCCAAGCGUUUUAUUUUCAGAUUAGUUUUCUUCUAUGCCUUAGGAACUUUGAGUAUUGGUGUUAUUGUCAGUUCAAAAGAUACUCAAUUAUUUGGUGGUGCUUCAGAUGCUUCAGGUUCUCCAUUCGUUAUCGCUAUUAAAAAUGCAGGUAUUCAUGUUCUUGAUCAUAUUAUUAACGCUGUCAUUUUAACAUCUGCUUUAUCAGCUGGUAAUUCCUUUCUUUAUUCAGCUUCAAGAACAUUGUUCUCAAUGGCACAACGUGGCAAAGUUCCAAAAUUUUUCAGUAAGGUUAAUAGAUUUGGUAUUCCAUACUAUUCAGUUGGUGCUUCAUCACUUUUUGGGUUCUUGGCUUACUUAAAUGUUUCUUCAUCUUCAGCUAAUGCUUUCAAUUGGUUAUCCAAUAUUUCGACCAUUUCAGGAUUUAUUGGUUGGAUUGCUUGUGCCUUUGCAUUUCUUAGAUGGAGAAAAGCUAUUGCUUUCCAUGGUCUCACUGAUAGAAUCCCAUAUAAACCGUUCUUACAACCAUAUGGUGCUUGGUAUGUUAUUGUGUUUAUGUUAUUAAUCUCGAUCACUAAUGGAUAUGCAGUCUUUUUUGAUUUCAAUGGAGCUGAUUUUGUUGCUGCUUAUAUUACAUUACCAAUUGUACUAGUAUUAUAUUUUGGUCAUAAGAUAUAUUCUCAUAUGAAAGGUGAAAAGUAUUGGUUAAUUCCAAUUCAAGAUAUUGAUUUAGUUACUAAUUUAGACUUGGUCGAAGAAGAAGAACAAAAUUAUGAGGUUCGUGAACCUAAAAAUUUCCUUCAAAAAUUCUGGUUCUGGAUAGCAUAG
Messenger RNA from Lodderomyces jiufengensis, 1722 nucleotides. RefSeq lists its product as uncharacterized. The record is from RefSeq and is a predicted model, not a curated record. Gene Ontology annotation, cellular component: membrane. Gene Ontology annotation, biological process: amino acid transmembrane transport. The transcript has a single exon. Bases 1 to 1722 code for a protein of 573 amino acids. Gene Ontology annotation, molecular function: amino acid transmembrane transporter activity. NCBI's taxonomy places the organism in Eukaryota, Fungi, Ascomycota, Pichiomycetes, Serinales, Debaryomycetaceae.